Messenger RNA from Tribolium madens (black flour beetle), 2005 nucleotides. It is a transcript of the gene Gbs-70E, whose product is annotated as protein phosphatase 1 regulatory subunit 3C-B. Bases 227 to 1225 code for a protein of 332 amino acids. The record is from RefSeq and is a predicted model, not a curated record. The transcript has 4 exons. Gene Ontology annotation, cellular component: protein phosphatase type 1 complex. Lineage: Eukaryota; Metazoa; Arthropoda; Insecta; Coleoptera; Tenebrionidae. Gene Ontology annotation, molecular function: glycogen binding; protein phosphatase 1 binding. Gene Ontology annotation, biological process: regulation of glycogen biosynthetic process.
UUGUCCACAUAGUGUGUGGUGUUAACGCAGUUACACCAAUAACAACUAAAAUAACUUCAUUCAAAAAAUGUAAAUCACCAUAUUUUGCUAUCUUUAUUUUUUAAGUUUAUCAUUUAUUUAUUUAUUUAAUUCUAUACAGAAAGUGUUUAUAUUUGAAAUAAUUAUCAAACAUGUUUGUCCAGUUAUAAAUUGGUGUGGUGUACAUUUCUAAAAAAAAUCGCGUCCAAUGUGUCCUGCAGUAGCUUAUGAAAUGUUGGUGGCACACAGUCCGCCGGUGUUUAGCCACAGCCCUCCAACAGGAUAUCUUUCCGACUACACUUCUUCUUUUCGUUUCAACAUUGACCACAUCCCACGACCCUGUCGAUCAUCUAAACCGUCUACAGCCCAAACUUUUUCCAACAAAAGCUUUUUCAAAAUGCCUGCUUCACCAAAACGUCCAUGUUUGGUUAUACGUCCCGACGACACUUCUGUAUGCAACGACGAAGACCCCACAAGUCCCACCCGUCUAAAAAAGAAAGUGGUGUUUGCCGAUGAUAAGGGAAUGUCUUUGACACAUGUACGAGUCAUGACAGAACCUUCGAACGUGCCACCACUUUGGAGUUACAGAUUUUUGGCCGAAGUCACACAAGGCCUUUCAGCAGAACCGGAAGUGGUUGACGAGCCCUGGGAGUGUACGUUUCCACAGCCAGCGUCCGAUUACGUACAGUUUCGGAAAACUUUGGAAACAAAGAAGGUGUCGUUGGAGAAUGUAAUCGUCAAAGAACCAGAAAACCUCAUCGUGGGAACAGUGAAAGUGAAUAAUAUUUCCUACCAAAAAGAAGUCGUUGUUCGCAUAUCGUCUGAUAACUGGAAAACAUUUGAAGAUGCUUUUUGUAACUUUGUUCCAAAUGCUAGUUCUUCUGUCAGUCCUGCCUACGUCUUAUACGAUACUUUUUCGUUUAAAAUACCUUUACGUCUUAGAGCGAAGAAAGUUGAAUUUUGUGUGUGUUUCCGUUGUAAUGAAAAUGAAUAUUGGGAUAACAACGAUGGGAAAAAUUAUGUAAUAAUAAAAAAAACUCAAGAUCAGCAAAUAUAUAAAUCCUCCUCAGAGGAAUUUUACAAGAAAACACAUGAGACUGUUUCUUCAGUAAUGUCAAAAUGUACUGAUGCCAUACAAGCCAAACUUGAUUCAUGGUCUGAAUUUGCUAGUUGGACACAUCUGGACAAUUCAAGCCCCUAUUGGUGAACCUUCAAGGAUUUGGAAAAGUUAUUGAGUUUCAACCAAUGUGUAGCAAACAUCUUGUAAUGGGACCCAUAAUCUCCGUGAAUUCAUAAUUGCCAAACGAAACAAUCCUAUGGCGGAUUCGAUGACUGCAUACCUCUGGAAUAGUCCCUUGAUCCACCGAGUUUCAUUAUUUUUUAAAUUGUUGAUUUAACGGUGCUGGACUGUGACUGAAUCUGUGAUAUACUGCGAUUAAAAUAAAUUAUAGUGUUGAUAAUAAUUACAAGUGCCAAACAACGAUAGUGCAAGAUAUGAGAAAGUGUUAAGAUAUAUUUUGUUUGUUGAAAACUUAGGUAGCUAUGUUAGAAAAAGACUGAUAUAAAUAUUAACACAUCGAAUGCUUACUAAGUAUAAUGUUUUUUUUGUUAUAACUAUGUAUAAUUUUAUUAUUUUUGAAAACUCGAUGAAUUGGUUAAGUAGAUUUUAUUUGUACAGCUGCUUAAGACACUGGUAGUUCCUUGCUUAGUUUUAGUCCUCUAGCCUGUGCUAUAGAAUCGAUUUGCUUGCAAUAUUUGAGUGCAGUUUUAUCGUUUGUUGUAUUGUAUACUUUGUUUUUUUUUAUGUUUUUGUGUAUAUAUGCAAUAUUAUUUUUCGAUUGUAUUAUUUCGUCUUCAUUAUAUUAAAAGACACAUCGUUGAUUGAUAUGAGAAUGUUUAUACUAUUAUGGUGUUUUAUAUUGUAAUUCCUUAUUAUUUUAGCCGAUAUAUGCGAUUUUUGUUAAUAAACUGAUCUACAGAUUGAAAA